Cydia fagiglandana is the source of this 3606-nucleotide messenger RNA. RefSeq names its product mitochondrial outer membrane protein SLC25A46-like. Bases 99 to 1310 code for a protein of 403 amino acids. The record is from RefSeq and is a predicted model, not a curated record. Gene Ontology annotation, biological process: mitochondrial fission; mitochondrial membrane fission. Gene Ontology annotation, cellular component: mitochondrial outer membrane. Lineage: Eukaryota; Metazoa; Arthropoda; Insecta; Lepidoptera; Tortricidae. The transcript has 7 exons.
UUGGUCAACAGAAAUCAUUCUCUUGUCCGACGUUUUUUUACAGAAGUAUUAUUAAUUUUAUUUUUAGGCAAUAUUUAUUAGAAAAAUAAUGUGCUAAGAUGGCUGGUUUUGAUUACACUGGUUACAACAGGCCCUAUGGGUUGGAUCCCAACAGAGAAAGCAAUGAUUUGUACGAUUCCCGCUAUCAGCAAAUAUACGGAUAUCACACACCUAUGACUGAAGAGUACCAGGGUCCACCUCUUGUUAUGGAUGAUAAUUCUGAAGAAGAUAACAAUGCAUAUGUUACAACAGCAAUUAGUGUUGCCAGUCUAAUCACUGAGAAUCUCCUCAGCCAUCCAUUUAUUGUGUUAAGAAGGCAAUGCCAGGUUCACAACAAUCUCCGCAACUGCCAUAUAGUACCUUACACAUUAAUGCCGGUCGUGGUGCGGCUGCAUCGGCGACAGGACUUCACGACACUGUGGAAGGGCAUCGGCUCAACUUGCAUUGUCAAGGGACUCAACUUAGCAGUGGAAGAUGUGGUCGCUAAAGCAACAGGGUGGCCCAAGGAAGUUUCAAAGUGCAAUUCAGUGUUGCAGUUCUUCCAACAUGUGACUCUAAAAUGCAUAAGCCUAGCCAUCAUCACGCCAUUCUACUCAGCAAGCCUGGUUGAAACAGUUCAAAGCGACAUAGCCAGUGACAAGCCAGCUCUCCUUGAUGUGUUCAGAGAGGGGUUCCUGCGUAUACUAGAGUGGGGAACGCCUAGCAGAGGCAGAAUGCUCCCUAUAUGGGCCAUAGUAGGACCGACGGCUGCUUUUGGAGUUACGAAGUAUUUGGCUCACAUAACUUUAAAAAGCAUAACGGUCCGUGUCCUCCGCUUCCAACAGCGCCACCGCCACGAGCUCAGCGACUCUUACAAUGUUAACUACAAACAGUCGCAAAACCCGCUCAUUGAGGACAUCAACUUGAAGGCCAACAUAUUCUCCUUCAUUACCAUGGAGAUAUUGUUCUAUCCCGUGGAGACGAUUAUACACAGGCUUCAUAUACAGGGUACCAGAACAAUAAUCGACAAUCUCGACACGGGUACUUCCGUGACACCGAUCCUGACCGGCUAUGAAGGCUUCAUGGAUUGCUAUAACACCACAAUAGCCAAGGAAGGCUUGUCGGGACUCUACAAAGGGUUUGGAGCCCUCGUACUGCAGCUAGCGGCCCAUUUAGCCAUAAUCAAAUUGACAACCAUGGUUGUGUCAGAAGUGUCCAACCUUCUCAAGCCUGCCAAGACUCCCACAAGUGAAGAUUCUGCUCACUCCCAUCAAAAGUACCUGUUUAACUAGAGAUUUUAGAUCAAUUUCGGGAUUUGUUUUAAGAGUAAUAUGCAGAAAUUAACUCUGUAUGCAAAUCAAUCAAUUUUUAUAUAUGGAUUGACAAACUCUCUGUCAUUGUUACUGUGGAGAUAGCUGAGAAAAAGGCACUACAGACUAUUAACUUGGUAAUGUGACAACAGGUUUACAAUUGUUACAAAUGUUCUUUAAUGAAAGUAAACUGUUCCUAGAUUGGCAAUGGAAAAUACCAUUUGUUGCCAUAUCUUUUUUAGGGAAGUCAGAGCUACAUGCUUAAAAUAAAGAAAUAGGUGUCAACAAUGGUUGAAGUAGGGCUGUCAUGGACAAAAAUUCAAAAACCCAGGAUUUACUGAAAAAAAAUGUGUUUUUGCCCUGGAUACUAUAGAAUAAUUGCUGAAAAAUUCAAUUCUAAUAACAAGUGGUUCUUCUAAAAACCUGUCUGGAUGGACUCAAACUAAGACAAAUCUGGGAAAACAUGGGUGGGCAGCCCUAGUUUAAUGUAGUGUCCGACCGAAGGUUCGGUUUCGGUUUCGGUUUCGGCCAGUUUCGGCCAAAAAAUCAUGUUUCGGCGGUAGUUUCGGUUUCGGCCAAAAAACGGCCGAACCUUUCGGCCGGGCCGAAACUUACGAAAAAAAUAAGUAGGACAACAAUAUUAAUACCUACAUAUUAUACUGAUUCAUAUUAUAGGUACAGAAAUUAAUUGGUUUAUUAUAAAACACAAUUCCACUAAUGAGGGCGCCACUGGACGGUCGACGCAGUCUUAAGAGGCUGUCAAUAACUAUAACGCGCACACUGUCUAAUUGUUUCGGAACGAAUGAGUGAUUUUAUCUCAAUUUAUUAUUGGUUUGUGUUAAUUCCACAUGUCCUCUACUUCAGCUUAGCCUUUGGCCUCGCUGCGCCGUGCUCGGCCUGCGGUCUCGCUUUUUAAUACAAUGGACAUUGGUUGGAGUCUGUGCUUAACUACUUAUCCUGAAGCCUGAAGCACGGCUUUGACUUCACAUGAAAGUUUGCCUCACGGGGCACUUCGGACUUUUAGGCCCAGGUGAAGAUUGGUACCCGGCCUUGCGAUCAACAAAAACUUUCGCGUUCGCGUUUUUGGUUGGUUUUUUGGAUGACCCUGUAUCUACAUGUUAACUUGACUGGUGAAUGAAUAGAGUUAGACCAAGAAAAUUCUGCAAUGAUUUUGAUAGCAUACGCAGUGCAACUAGUGCAAAUGUUAUUUAUACGUCAUAAUUUCAUAGAAGUUUUGACGUUUAGAAUAACACUUGCACUGCGUGUGUUAUCAAAAUCGUUGCAGAAUUAUCUUGGUCUAACUCUAGUAAUUUUCUUAAAAAACUGUUUAAGUAACAUCAAUUUCAAGGAUAUUGGGUGUUGACAGCCCCAUAAUAUGUGUAUAAAAGAGGUUUUAUGACAUUUUUUCAACGAUUUUAACAAGUCUACAAAAGUUUCGGUUUCGGUUUCGGUUUCGGCCGAAACUAGAGCCAAAGCCGAACAUUCGGUUUCGGUUUCGGUUUCGGCAAAAAAACAUGUUUCGGUCGGACACUAGUUUAAUGUUACACCAUUGUUACAAAGAAUGAUAUAAGAGUUGGCUCAUGGCCAGAGAUUUCUAAAAGUAGUUUAUUGAACCCAUAUAAUUCUGCAAUUUGAUGACAAACUAGGGACAAUGAAGUAAUUCCACUGUAUAAAUAUUUCCAUAAUUUUAGUUGCAUGUUGCUUUGUAUGGGACACUAUUGAUACCUGAUACUAUUAAAGCAGAGUCUACUAAUUAUUAGAUACUAUUAAUAUCUUGCAAUAAUGGGGCAUUUCAGAAGUGUUGGUUAUGUGGCACUGUUUGUUUUAACACUGAUAAAGCUAUUUGGUAUGAUAAUGUUAGAUAACUUUAAAUUCCAUGGUAUAUUAUAUAGACAUUUGCAGGUUAUCGUCACAUACCAGACAGGUGACUUUUUUUGGAUUGCCCCACAUCCCACAUAUGAAAUUAAAGUACAGAAUGAAAAUCUUUGAAUAAUUAGGAACAUUAACGGCCAUGACCUUUACAUUGUCUAAUUGCUGAUUGCAACUAUCUAAUCAUAAUUAUUAUAUCUGACUAGGCACAAUAAACCUUUUCUCUUAAACCCAAAAUCCAUUAUAUUGUCAGGUCUUUUCAGAUUAUGUAUAGUCAAUGUUUGUUUUUGUUUAUGUUUUUCUACAGUAGAUAGUUAAGUAAAAUGCUUAUAGUUCAAAACUGUAAAAAGAAGUUUUAAUCAUAAAAACAAAGUUGGAAAAAAGAGAUUCAAUAAACAAUUUGUUGCUA